This is a messenger RNA of Hevea brasiliensis (rubber tree), 2345 nucleotides long. RefSeq names its product long chain base biosynthesis protein 2a. Gene Ontology annotation, molecular function: serine C-palmitoyltransferase activity; pyridoxal phosphate binding. The transcript has 11 exons. Gene Ontology annotation, cellular component: serine palmitoyltransferase complex. Bases 224 to 1714 code for a protein of 496 amino acids. Gene Ontology annotation, biological process: sphingosine biosynthetic process; ceramide biosynthetic process. NCBI's taxonomy places the organism in Eukaryota, Viridiplantae, Streptophyta, Magnoliopsida, Malpighiales, Euphorbiaceae. The record is from RefSeq and is a predicted model, not a curated record.
GUUGGGUUCCAACGAAGCCCGCAUACGUUGUAGAGAUUCCGGAAAAGGUUCUCUUUGUUGUUGAAGUUGUAGAAAUUUGAAAAAUCAAACCGAACGGGAAUGGAAUCGAAUCGAUAGAUAAUUUUUUCAAUUGGAACGCAAAUUGGAAUUCUGUGGCGUUGGAUUGUGUUUCCAAUUUCAUUUGAAACCUUUCAAUCCGGAUCUAACAUUUCGCCUCGAAGCAAUGAUAACGAUUCCCUAUCUGACUGCUUUGACUACAUAUUUCAGCUAUGGAUUGCUCUUCGCUUUUGGCCAAUUCCGAGAUUUUUUCAGGAAAAUUUUCGAUCGGUGGCAUGCCAGCAAUCUUCAGGGUUACGCGCCGAUCUGUUUAGGGCUUGAAGACUUCUACAUUCGACGUCUCUAUCUUCGAAUUCAGGACUGUUUUGGACGACCUAUAUCAAGUGCGCCUGAUGCUUGGUUUGAUGUGGUGGAACGUUACUCCAAUGACAAUAAUAAGACAUUAAAACGAACUACGAAGAUAACUAGGUGUCUUAACUUGGGAUCGUACAAUUACCUUGGCUUUGCCGCGGCUGAUGAAUAUUGCACACCACAUGUUAUUGAAUCAUUGCAUAAGUUUUCCCCAAGUACUUGUAGUUCUCGUGUUGAUGGAGGAACUACAACAGUCCACACUGAAUUGGAGGAGUGUGUUGCAAACUUUGUUGGAAAGCCAGCUGCCGUUGUAUUUGGCAUGGGCUAUGUGACAAACUCUGCCAUCCUUCCUAUCUUUAUUGGGAAAGGAGGGUUGAUAAUUAGUGACUCAUUGAACCACAACUCUAUUGUAAAUGGUGCUCGAGGAUCUGGAGCAACAGUUCGAGUUUUCCAACAUAAUACACCAUCUCACUUGGAGAAAGUUUUGAGAGAACAAAUUGCUGAGGGACAGCCUAGGACGCAUAGGCCUUGGAAGAAGAUAAUUGUCAUUGUUGAGGGUAUCUAUAGUAUGGAAGGGGAACUCUGCAAACUUCCAGAGAUUGUUGCACUGUGCAAGAAAUAUAAGGCAUAUGUUUACUUGGAUGAGGCUCACAGCAUUGGAGCUGUUGGAAAAACAGGAAGAGGUGUUUGUGAAUUGUUAGGAGUGGAUACUGCUGAUGUGGAUAUUAUGAUGGGAACUUUUACAAAAUCAUUUGGAUCAUGUGGUGGUUAUAUUGCUGGGUCCAAGGAGGUUAUACAAUAUCUCAAGUACUCUUGUCCUGCUCAUCUAUAUGCAACAUCGAUAUCACCGCCCGCUGCACAACAAAUUAUAUCUUCCAUACAGGUCAUUCUUGGAGAAGAUGGUUCUAGUAGAGGGGCUCAAAAACUUGCAAGAAUACGUGAAAACAGUAACUUUUUCAGGUCAGAGCUGCAGAAGAUGGGUUUUGAGGUUCUUGGAGAUAAUGAUUCUCCAGUAAUGCCCAUAAUGCUGUACAAUCCUGCAAAAAUCCCUGCAUUUUCUCGGGAGUGCUUAAAACAGAAUGUAGCUGUUGUUACUGUCGCUUUUCCAGCUACUCCUCUACUUUUAGCCAGGGCACGUAUUUGCAUAUCUGCCUCUCAUACCAAGGAAGACCUUGUCAAAGCUUUAGAGGUAAAUAACCCUGUUAGUAUAACUUCACUUCCUGUAUCCUUUAGCCAUAAAAGACCGAAGGUUUAUGUACAUGAACAAAUUCUGAUUGGGGAUAUAUGGUUAUUAGACAGACAUUAAUGUUAGGUUUAGGUAUUCGAUGGGCGCAAACUUAGAAUCUGGUGAUGGGAAAGCUACGACUUUGAUAUUGUAAAUUUUGAUUCUUUCAGCUGUCAGAUUUCUUGAAUGGCUACUUUUUUGGCCUUUUCUUUGGCUAGUGCCCAACGAUCAACCCAGAGAGUUAGCCAAGCAGAAUAUGACAGCCAAAUUCGAGUACGUGACACGUUAAUGCUUUUAGAUUCCAGGCAAGUAAUGGUAAUUCUUCUCUUCUUUUGGCAGGUUAUCAGUCGGGUAGGUGACCUGGUGGGCAUAAAGUACUUCCCUGCUGAACCAAACAAGCAGCAUCAGGAGCAAAGCAUGAUGAAGUUGGAGUGAGCAUUUUGAAUGUCAUUAUAAUGAAAAAUGUGUAGCGUCUAGAAGUUGUAGGCUUGAUGUGAGUGUGACGUAGUUCACUGGUCCAGUGUCUCCAAAUCUUCUAUGAGAAUUAGGGAAUGUUGCAGUUCUCUAGCCGUUUGUGAUCAUUCAGAAUUCUCUGCCUUGUUUCUGUAUCUCUCUCAUAUGUAGUCUUCUAUUGGAUUUGGAUUUUGCCAAACUCAGUGUACAGAUACAAAUGAAAUUCAUUCAAUUCAUAAGUGAUUUUUUUCCACUUAAA